AUGCCUGCCCCCGGCAUUGUCAUCCCGUUCGACAUCUCGCUGCAUUCACAUCUCACGCCUUACCUGGCAGCGAUUCACGCCUCUUGCAUCACCCACGAUCACACAAUAGCAACUUUUCUCCUCCCGCUGUCACAUGAGAAGUUGCUUUCCUGGUGGAAGGAACGCAUUGCCGAGACCAACGAUGGGAGGAGACUUAUGCUGCUCCUCGUGAGCGAGCUGGAUCCAGGCGGCCGUAUCAAGGGGCCCGAGCUGAUAGGAGUCGUCAUGCUCUGGAUGCCAUACUCCGAGACUGGAUCAUUUCGAGGCUACGUGGAGAAGCUGCUCGUACACAAGCAUCACCGGGGAAAGGGCGGCGCGAGAGCACUGAUGAGUGCCUUGGAAACAGAGGCCCUGAGUCGGGGCCGAACAUUACUGUUGCUCGACACGGAGAGUGGCAGCCAAGCAGAAGCAGUCUUCAACAGACUUGGGUACACUGAGCUAGGAAAGGUUCCGGGGUACGGCAUGAGUCCUGCUGGAGGACUCAAGGACGGCACGUUCUUCUAUAAGACUCUUCAGCUGUGA
This is a messenger RNA of Trichoderma reesei QM6a, 561 nucleotides long. RefSeq lists its product as uncharacterized. The transcript is spliced from 2 exons. The record is from RefSeq and is a predicted model, not a curated record. Lineage: Eukaryota; Fungi; Ascomycota; Sordariomycetes; Hypocreales; Hypocreaceae. Bases 1 to 561 code for a protein of 186 amino acids. Gene Ontology annotation, molecular function: acyltransferase activity, transferring groups other than amino-acyl groups.